This is a messenger RNA of Oppiella nova, 337 nucleotides long. NCBI's taxonomy places the organism in Eukaryota, Metazoa, Arthropoda, Arachnida, Sarcoptiformes, Oppiidae. The record is from the annotation of a GenBank genome assembly.
AUUAAAGCGAACUAUGGUUUACACAUAUGUGUCAAACUGGAAAUCAUUGUUAUUCCAGUGCAUUAUCUAUCAGUUAUUGGGAAUUAUUAUAUUAAUUCACUACAACUGGGAUAUGAUUAAACCCAAUGGAUGUCUGGAAGUGGACUUCACAUCAGGAAAUACAUGUAAUAAGACAUUAGACGAGCUUUUGGAUGAAACAUAUAUUCAACAGAAUAUCAAAUAUAAUCUAUUGGUCGCCGUGUCUAUAGUCAGCGUUAUAGUAGUGGUAAUGUCGGCCACAUUUUGCUCCGAUCUUCUCGUGUUUAAUAGAGAACAUCAAAAUGAUAUUCAGAAUUAG